AUGAGGAAAGAAGGAGACCUAUUCCUCGCUCCGCCUCCACCGAACGUGGAGGCAAUAGAUUUGGGCGCUCCCCUGGAUCUCUGCGUGAAGCGGAGAGAUCGCUCCCCUGAUGAAGAUGUCGAGCUGCCUACACCGCCGAAGUUAGUGCGGAAUUCAGCUCCGCCAUCUUUAAGGCCGCACCAUCAGCAAAUAUCCAAAGCCAGUUUAGAGGCUCUCGGUGUCGGCACGACCGCAUUCGAAAUUCACCAGGAACAGAUUCGCCAAUUGCAAAUGAUCUCGGGUCUUUUCGGGCGAGCUCUCGUGGACUCGGGCAUUCCCACUCUUCCACCGAUGCCUCAGCUCAAACAGAGGGAGCAGUCUGCUGUCGGUUUGGCAGCCCUGAGCGAAACGUCGAGUCUCGGAGGUUUUUCCGAAGAUGAAGAGGCUGGAUCCUCCCAUUCCCAAGGAAGGAAAUCCCAAGAUUCACACUCCGACCACGAAGCUGACGACGCGUCUAAUCGGGGCACGCCCAACACAGAGGAAUUGCUCAGAAAGCCACUAUUAUUGGGUUUCAGAAGGGAAACUCUAAUCAAGAGCAUUUCGAAACUAGGCGUUCGAGGAGAGGUUACGUACUACGGACCUUGCGGCAAAAGACUGAAAAGUUAUCCCGACAUCAACCGAUACCUACAACGCAAAGGAUUCGCCGCUGUUCUGGCUCGCGAAAACUUCACUUUCAACAACAAGUUCAACAUAGGCGAUUUUUUCGAGGGCGGAUAUCCGAAGGAUGGUGGAUGCCGUCUGAGCGAAGGGGAGGUCAAUCAGCGCAUAGACAACCUCAGGGGGGACUCCGUAUCACGGAAGAGAGUCGCCAUGGACCGCGCCUUCCAAAAGGAGCGAGAACGUGAACGUGAGAAAGAACGACAGAAACAACGUGAACUCGAGAAAGAGAAGAAAAAAGAAGAACAACGACUGGAAAAAGAGCGUCGGCUGAAAGCGCUUGAAGAAGAGAAAAAGCGAAAGCAGGCCGAGGCCGAAAGUCGGAGACAGGCCGAAAUACUUGCAAAGGUUCAAGAGAGAGAACUUCGGAGGCAGCAACAAGCUCUUUUACGAGAGCAAGAAAUGGCGAAAAGACGUGAGAUGAUCGCCAUGUUGGAUACAGAAAGAGAACGAAGACGUCAACAUCUUGGACUUAUACAAGCUCUCGUGCUUUACCAGAAAUCAAGGGAUCAGGUCCGGGAGGUCGAACCGCCGCCUGAACAGAAAGCCGCAGUCGAGGACCUCGAGCUAGCAGCUGAUCCAAAGUCGCGCGCGCUGAGCUUGCCAAGAUUAGGCAAGCUCCGCGUUCCAGCAAGCGCGUACGCAAAUCUUCUCCUCGUCGAUGAAUUUCUCACCACGUUCCAGAAGUGCGUCGGUUACAAAGGAACGAUUCCCUCUCGAGCUGAAUUAGAGAAAGCCCUCGUGAACGAAGGUUUCGAGGACGAACUGUGCUCUCUUGUUGGUCAACUUUUGGCGAUCUGUAUCGUUGACCCCGGCUUACAAAACUCUCGGGACGCAUCGACAGUGACGGGACAACAUCUCAGGGACAUCACCAUAAAUCGUUUCACUCUCACCGAAGCACUGAGGUUGUACUUCUUAGCGCUUGACAAAGACGGUGCCAUUUACCAAUGGGUUUGUGAAAAACCGUUCUUGGCUCUGAAUCCGACCCAAAAGUCAGAGAUUGUGGCAUUCCUGUGCAACGAAUUGUUGUCGAAUCGGUCAGUCGUCCGUCACAUUGACAAUUGCACGGAACAUCUGUCAAUACUUAGAAGAGACCGAGGAAUAGUCGAAGGAGAGCUCAACAAAUUACGUGCUGUCCAGAGAGUUCGCGCCCGUCGUGCGGAGGAGAGAGAAGCCGCAAGCAAGGAAGAGAAAGCCGCGGCCGAGAGCGGUGAUGCACAGUCAGCGACGUCAGCAGUAGCACCGGCGCAACCUCCAGGCCCUCCUGUUGUGGACGCACCGCAUCCUUGCAAUGAUGAACCAAAUUCGGCCAUGAGCGAUGAUCAACUAGAUAACAAAGUAGCUAAGAUGGAACAGACGCAAUGCGAGUUGUCGAAGAAGAUUCUGGAAACAGCCGCGGCGAUACGGUCGACAAUGCUGGGCCAAGACAGAUACCGGAGACGGUUCUGGAUUCUUGCUCAAAACGGUGGGAUCUAUGUCGAAUCAUUGGAAUCUGCCGAGCAAGAUGGAAUCGGAGAUUUUGACGCCGACAUGUUGAGUGCGACCGACGGUACCGAACAAGAAAUCAACGACGACUCCGGUCCACUAAGUGAUAUGGAAGAAGAUGACGAAGGAUCUCAAGAGUCGAAGAAGCCUGUGGAACCGAAGAAAGAAACAACAGACGAAACGGUGAACACGACAAAAACUGAAGACGACGCCACCGAUCACGACAAAGAGAACGAAGUGAAGUCUGACCUCCUGAACGAAAUGCCCGAGAUCAAAACCGAGGCCAAGACCGAGCCCGCGGAGAAACCUGUUGAAGAUAAAGCCGAAACCCCCGUUGAGAAGAACGGUGAAUCUCCCGAUAUCAAGGACCCGGUCGAGGACACGAAGAAGAUCGACGUCAAGGAUGACUCGAAGCCUAAGACGGAGCAGCAAGAAGAUCCGAAAGCCUCCGAAAUGGAAGCCCCUACGGAGCCCAAGCAGGAACCGCUCAAAACGGAACCUGGAGCCACGGCCAACUCGACCGACCCUGCAGCUCAAAUGCAAGCCGUUCUCCGAAGUAUGGGGAUCCAAGACGAAAUGGCCCAACUACUGCUGUCCAAUCCCUUCUUCACGUCCAUGCUAGCUACGACCAUGUUGAUGCAGGGCGGGAACAUGGCGAACAUGGCAACCAUCCUGGGUCAGCUUCAACAAUUGGUAACGCUGCAAAAAGGGGCCCUCCCUGGAGGUUCUGCGGGGGCGUUGGCUUCGAACGGCGUCUCAAAUCCUCCCAUCCCGAAUGCCGCCACCGCAGCAGCCUCGAGUCCUCCAGACGGGGCUACCACGGCCACAGCGACGUCGAAUCCGACCAUUGGUGCGUCAGCCAUGACGCCGGUGAGCCAGCUUGCCGGCUCCGCGAUGGGGGACGCUACCGCUAAUUUUGGAGCGGGGGCGCAUCCUCCCGCCACCGAUGCGACUGGCUUGUCCUCGGCACCAUCAACGUCUUCUACGGCGGCCGCGGGUGCGUACUCCACCGCGACAGGGAAAUGCGGUUCCGAAACCGCUUCGUCAACCGGAAUGCCCGGGAAUGCAGUCCCCACGUCGGCCAAUAACGCUUCCGCGAGUUCUGGUCUCCCAGAAGGCGUCGUGCAAACAGCGGUCAGCGCGGAGCAGGCUUUGAAGAAUAUCGCACAGAAAAAAGCUGAGCAGCUGGAGCAGGCGAAUAAUGGAAAUCACCGUCGAUGGUUCAAUAUUUUGCCACGUGAAGGUUGCGACGGGUCGGGAGUUGUAGAGGAACCGAUGGAAGAAGAUCGAGACGAUGAGGAAGAAGAUGAAUCCAUGGACGAGUCUACCGAAGAGAAAAGACUGCAAACGAUUCCGCAGGUCCUUCGCAAGGGCUGGUGGAAGAUCACGAAGCGCGGUGAACUAGACGAUCUGUAUAAGGUGCUCAACUCGGACGGGUAUCGAGAGAAAUAUCUCUCGGAAUCCCUGUCCAAGGUGCUCAUGUACAAUCCCGACGAAGUUCCGUUCGGACUGAAGGGCGAUCCGAACGACGCGCUAUCCGGUCUGGACUUGCCCGCUCCCUCUCCCGAUUACGAAGAUCAGUGGAACCCCAAGGCUGCCCUCAAAGUAGAGAUUGAACUACUGAACGAACUGAACUCGUUGCAGGAGAGGGUGCUGCAAGCCAGCAUGCAGGUUCGUGGCGUAAGGAACGACGAGGAUGACGUAACGAUUCCUCAGAGCGUCGAUGAUCCCGCUUGGAUGGCUAGCACAGCAUUCCUUCUUCACGAGAAGUUCGUCAGGGCUAAGGAAGAGAAACUCUAUGGAAGACAAAAGGCUAAACGACAGCGGAAUAACAAGAAGAAGAGCCGAGCGGAACGUCGGCGACUCGCAGCGUUGGCGAAAAUUCAAACGAAACCGAAUGAAGAAGAGGAAGAGGAGAAAGAAGAGGACGAAGAAUCCGAUGAAGAUCUCAAACCUCCCACACCUCCACCCGGUGUCCACAAUCCCAUCGAGAUCGCCAGAGAAAGACUCCUGAAUCUGGAAUCGGCAAUAGAGCGAAGAUAUCUGCGACCACCUCUGGGUCGGGGUCAGGUUCCGAUACCCCACGGUCCGACAACGGCUAGUUCAACGAGGGGAGGUUUCAAUCACCGAGAAGAGAAGAAAGACGAAGAGGAUAACAUCUCGAGAGAACUUCGAAGAUGGCGCGAUGGCGUCGCCAAAUGCACCGGUGCUGCUCAGGUUCAUCUCUGCCUGAUGCAACUCGAGUCGUGCAUCGCUUGGGAAAAGAGCAUCAUGAAAGCGAACUGCCAGUUCUGCGGGAGUGGUGAAAACGAGGAAUCUCUUUUGUUGUGUGAUGCGUGUGAUAAGGGUUACCACACGUAUUGUUUCAAACCGGAAAUGGUUGUUCCGCAAGGCGACUGGUUCUGUUUCGAGUGCAUAAACUCGGUGAAUCUCAACAAGGUAUGCGUCAUCUGUGGUAAGCCAGGCAACACGAAAAUGGCUCAGUGCGAUGUGUGUCCGAAAUUGUUCCAUCCAGUAUGCGUGAAUCUCGCGAAAGUCCCGCCAAGGAAAUGGACUUGUGUUGCAUGUACUGUACCCACGGUAGAGAUGCCGGAAAUCGAGACUCCCGCGCCAUCGAAAAAGAGGUCUUCGAGCAGCAGAAAUCGCAGUUCGGCCAAAGCGAAGAGCAAAAGCGCUUCUGCUGAAGCCGCCGUAGCGAUCGCGGCUGUCAACGGCCAGGAUAAGAACGAAAAAGGAGUCGAAUCCAAGGAUGCCAAGGAAGUCAAAGACGUGAAAGAAUCCAAGGACAAGAAAGACGCUAAAGAGACUAAGGAAGGCAAAGAGGUUAAAGAAACCAAGGAGCCCAAGGAGUCCAGGGACAGUAAGGAGAAGGAUAGAGAGAGGAUGAAAGAGAAGGAGAAAGAAAAGGAGAAAGAGAGGGAGAAAGAAAAGGAGAGAGAGAAGGAGAAAGAGAAGGAGAAAGAGAAGGAGAAAGAGAGGGAGAAAGAGAAGGAGAAAGAGAAGGAGAAAGAGAAGGAGAGAGAGAAGGAGAAGGAUGUGGCCGACGGGGCUCCGAAAGAAAAACGUGCUAGGAAGGGACGCGCCAGCGCUGCGUCUCUCAAGAAACAACAACAGGCUUCGGAGAGGGUUCUCGGGGAAUGCAAGUUACUUCUAGACGAACUAUGCGAUCACGAUGCUGCGUGGCCCUUUUUAUAUCCUGUCAAUCCGAAGGAAUGCCCGACCUACAGGAAAAUCAUCAAGAGGCCCAUGGAUCUCCAGACGAUCCGGAACAAAAUCGAAUCCGGGGUCUACAAUAAUUGCGAGGACUUCGCGGAUGACGCCCGUCUGAUGUUUUCAAAUUGUGAAGUUUUCAACGAGACCAAUUCACCCGUUGGCAAGGCAGGACGGAGACUCCGAUUGUUUUUCGAAAAACGAUACACGGAAAUCCUGGACAGUAGCUAGACCUUUGCCCGGCGAAAUUACCUCGAUUAGUUGUGAGCGGCGAGUACUUAUUACGCAUACGUAUUACGUAUAAAAUCCCGCCAGCCAGACGAAAGAAAGUCUCGACGCCAUCUCGGACUCGGACUGAAACCUGCUCCGGGUCGGUCGGGUGACGCUUAUUGUCGCUUCGCAUCGAAGAAAAGCUCCACGCGAAGUUCAAGGACGUGAUAGGGAGAAGAUGGUUCAUAAUAUAUAUAUUUAUAUUCGAAUUCGCCAGAAGGAGCUUCCCCAGCAGUCGUGGGCUCUUGAAAAUUCCUCGAUGGAGAUGAAUACGGUGGAUGGGAUAGGGUUCAAGAUGUCCUCAUUCCCGUGAGAUCUGAAUUCUGGUGCGAGGCAGAGAAGUGGCUUGAACUGACAACACUGCCUGAGAUCACAUUCAC
Messenger RNA from Galendromus occidentalis (western predatory mite), 6041 nucleotides. Its product is annotated as bromodomain adjacent to zinc finger domain protein 2B. Gene Ontology annotation, molecular function: DNA binding; protein binding. Gene Ontology annotation, cellular component: chromatin. The record is from RefSeq and is a predicted model, not a curated record. The coding region runs from base 1 to 5622 and encodes 1873 amino acids. The transcript has 23 exons. Lineage: Eukaryota; Metazoa; Arthropoda; Arachnida; Mesostigmata; Phytoseiidae.